ACACGGGCUAAACAACAAACGAUGCCCUCAGUCUCCGCCCUGCAUCGUCCCGAUCAACUGUUCUCCUCCAAAAUUACAAGAAAUCCUGGACAAUGGCGUUCAGGAAGGCUCUGAAGCGGACGGUGAUCAUAGGGGGCGGGGCUGCAGCCACGUAUUUUGGCCUCUCACAGUUAAUCGAGUACAAGAAGACUCAGCCCGGAUUGGCUCGGUUAGCCCAUGUGGCAGCAGAAGCAGAGCUGAAGGCUCCCUUCGCAGAUGAGCUUCCUUCUCGCCAGGCCCAGCUCACGACACUGAAAACCACCGACGAGUUUGAUGUUCUGGUCAUCGGAGGAGGAGCCACAGGGGCAGGAUGUGCCUUAGAUGCUGUCACGCGCAACCUCAAAACUGCCCUCAUAGAGAGAAGCGAUUUCUCAUCGGGCACAAGCAGCCGCAGCACCAAACUAAUCCACGGUGGAGUCCGCUAUCUUCAGAAGGCGAUCAUGCAGUUGGACUACGAACAGUACAAAAUGGUGAAGGAGGCCCUUCACGAAAGAGCCAACCUUCUGGAGAUCGCACCUCACCUGUCUGCACCGCUACCCAUCAUGCUUCCUGUUUACAAAUGGUGGCAGUUGCCUUAUUACUGGGCAGGGAUCAAGAUGUACGACUUGGUGGCUGGGAUUUACUGUCUGAAAAGCAGCUAUGUCCUCGGGAAGACCAAAGCUCUGGAACUGUUCCCCAUGUUGAAGAAGGACAAGCUGGUGGGAGCAAUCGUCUACUAUGACGGGCAGCACAAUGACGCCCGUAUGAACCUGGCCAUCGCACUAACUGCCGGACGCUACGGUGCCACUAUCGCCAACUACACCGAGGUGAUUCAGCUGUUGAAGACAAACGACCCAAAGACUGGCAAAGAAAAGGUGUGCGGCGCCCGCUGCAGAGAUGUCAUCACAGGAAAGGAAUUUGACGUCAAGGCCAAGUGUGUGAUCAACGCCACCGGACCCUUCACAGACUCCGUGAGGAAGAUGGACAGCCAGGAAACUGCAAACAUAUGCCAGCCCAGCGCUGGUGUUCACAUCGUCAUCCCUGGUUACUACAGUCCUGACAACAUGGGUCUGCUUGAUCCAGCCACAAGUGACGGACGUGUCAUCUUCUUCCUGCCCUGGGAGAAGAUGACCAUUGCGGGCACAACUGACUCCCCCACCAGUGUGACAGCUCAUCCAAUCCCAGGAGAGGAUGACAUCAACUUCAUAUUGAAUGAGGUUCGCAACUACCUCAGCGCUGAUGUAGAAGUGCGUCGAGGCGACGUGUUGGCUGCAUGGAGCGGCAUCCGUCCACUGGUGACCAAUCCCAACUCCAAAGACACUCAGUCCAUCUGCAGGAACCACAUUGUCAGCAUCAGUGAAAGGGGACUUGUCACCAUCGCUGGUGGAAAGUGGACCACCUACAGGUCCAUGGCUGAAGAAACUCUGGACGCAGCCAUCGAAGCUCACAACCUGUCAGCCGAGCAGUGCAAAACCGUGGGUCUGAUGCUGGAGGGAGGAAAGGGCUGGACACCGACCACCUACAUCCGCCUGGUGCAGGACUAUGGCCUCGAGGUGGAGGUCGCCCAGCAUCUGGCCUCGACGUACGGUGCAAAGGCGUAUGAAGUUGCAAAGAUGGCUCAGGUCACUGGACAAAGAUGGCCGAUCGUAGGGAAACGACUGGUGUCCGAGUUUCCUUACAUUGAGAGUGAGGUGCUGUAUGCGAUUAAAGAGUACGCCUGCACCGCCAUUGAUGUCAUUGCCCGACGAACGCGCCUGGGCUUCCUGAAUGUGCAGGCAGCCGACGAAGCCCUUCCACGCAUCGUUCAGAUCAUGGGGAAAGAGCUGGGCUGGAAUCAUGAGAAGAGCACGGCCGAACUGGAAGCAGCGAAGAGGUUUUUGUACCAUGAGAUGGGCUACAGGUCUCGUUCUGAGCAGCUGACUAAGACUACUGACAUCAAUUUAAAUAACCAGGAAGUAGUCAGAUACAAGAAACGUUUCCAAAAGUUUGACAAAGAGAGCAAAGGAUUCAUCACCACCAUUGACGUCCAGCAAGUUUUGGACAGCAUCAAUGUCAACAUUGAUGAAAAUGCACUCCAUGAAAUCCUUAAUGAAGUGGACCUCAACAAGAACGGACAAGUAGAAAUAGAUGAAUUCCUGCAGCUGAUGAGCGCCGUGAAGAAGGGCCAAGUGGCCGACAGCCGUCUGGCAAUUCUCAUGAAGACUGCGGAGGAAACUCUGGAUAAGCGGGGGCCAGUGACCGUGGAUCGCAGUGGGGGCGGAGUCUGAGUUCAGGGACCCGGCGGAGAAAGCCUUCAGCUGCCGCUGCUCUUUUAUAAAAGUGGUAAAAACAACUAGUCAUGCAAAUGGUGCUAAUUGAAUGACAAUACAGCAAUCAAAUGUAGGCCAGGAGCAAACGCGUCCAAAUCCUGAGUGUGUGUCUCUGUGAAAUCCAGUGAUUGAGUCUGAGAUUAUAUUUUUGUAAACAAAGUGAGGCAAUAGAUCCAUUUGUGUGUGUGUGUGUGUUGUCAACAUCCAGUGCCUCUGAUUUGAAGGCAGCUGAUAAUUCAUCCAUUUUAUACAGUACUUUUACUACAAUUUACAGUUUAUGCCAUUGCAUCCUUGCAGAUUUUUUUUUUUUUAUUACCGACGCCCCUUUUUACAUUUUCUACACACAUUGUUGUGUAAAUGCUUCAAAUAGAAACUGAGUUCUGGUUGUGCUUGAUUUUACAGGUUCAUCGUUCCCUAAAGGUUUCAGUUUGCAUGUUGUCACAGUGUUUCAGGAAAUGGCCUAAAAACUAACAAAGUGAACCUUUUUGGAAAAGAGCGGACCUCUUAAAUGAAGCUGAACUGAUCAUCUCAGUGCGAUGUUUCUGAUGUAAACAUGUUACAGGCACUCGUCGGCUUUGAUGAAAUAUUUAAUGAGGUUUCUGAAUUACGUCUGCAGCACUGUUGUUGCCUUUUCUUUAUUUUUAGGGCUAAAAAAAAACCUUGUUGGUGAAGUUUGAAGGGGAAUUUUCUUUAACAUUGUCUUGUGCAAAUGUUUUCCAUUGUUUCCAGCUUUAGCACUACUGUUCAAAAACACUGAUGCUUUUAAAUCUCUGCUCUUUUUAUGUAAGAAUUAUUUAUUAUUUUUGUUAAAGACAUGAGAUGGUCUCGAUUUAACUACAGUGUAUGUCAAAAGUGCAUGAUGAAAACAGGAUUUUAAACAGUUAUUUUUUACAAGUGGAAUUGCAUACUACAGGUAAACCUUAUUCUCUAUAUAAUGUAAAACUUUUGGGUUUUUUUACAUUUAAAAAGCUGUAUUAACGCACAAUCCAGUGUGUCUGAUGGCAGCACACUGCUAAAGUUUAAUUCUGCAUGCUGUUGGCUCCUGCAUGUUUCAUCUUCUGCUUCUGUAUGAAUAUGUGCCUUAAUGUCCUGAAGAUAUGACUCACUCAUUCACCGUCUUUUUCACUAUUUCAUAUAUGUUCAGUAAAUACAGGGACUAUGUUAUUUAUAUCAAUUAUAUAUAUAUAUAUAUAAAAGCAUUUUUAAAUAAAGAAUGGUGUUUAAAAUGUAUGUUAACAUUUGUGAGAAGUGUGACCUGCAACAGUAGAAUUUGAAGCAUAUGGAAUUUAAACUGAUUACCGCGGUUGAAAUUGUUAAUAUUUAUGUUUGUUUAAUUGAUUCAUUUGAGGGACACGUUGCAGCAGCUCCUCGUCUGUCUGGAUUUAGUCUUUCUCCACGGCACUUUGUUACUUUUGGAAAAACAAUAGAUUUCUCCUUCAUUUUUUGUUUGCUGCAUUAGUGGAUGAGAUAGCAUUUUAUUAUAAAAACGCCACAUUGUAAUUUGUUAAAACAUCACGAGGACUCCCUUGGUCUAAAUUCACCAUCUUUCACAUACCUAAAACAUCCCUUUUUAUGUAGAUGAAGAUUCAUCUUUUCUUACUGCAACAAACUCAUAAAAAUGACAGCUCAACUCUCUGCAUGUCAUCACAGGCCCCUGGUGUGUUUUUUUAACUGUCAGAAAUGUGUCUUUCUACUCUGUCCUUCCUUACUACCUUUAUAUCAACAUUAUUUUCUAUAUU
Messenger RNA from Solea senegalensis (Senegalese sole), 4066 nucleotides. It is a transcript of the gene gpd2, whose product is annotated as glycerol-3-phosphate dehydrogenase 2 (mitochondrial). Gene Ontology annotation, cellular component: mitochondrion; glycerol-3-phosphate dehydrogenase (FAD) complex. The record is from RefSeq and is a predicted model, not a curated record. The coding region runs from base 93 to 2285 and encodes 730 amino acids. Gene Ontology annotation, biological process: glycerol-3-phosphate metabolic process. Lineage: Eukaryota; Metazoa; Chordata; Actinopteri; Pleuronectiformes; Soleidae. Gene Ontology annotation, molecular function: glycerol-3-phosphate dehydrogenase (quinone) activity; calcium ion binding. The transcript has 18 exons.